AUGGCUACUACAUUCAGGACCCAUCUCACCGGGCCGGCGAAAUGGGCGGAGAAGACUCCAACCGCGCCCGCGUUCAAGGUUCCUCAAUGGUCUGAGGCAGGCGAGUUCGGUGGUUGGAAGCCAGUCAGCUAUGCACAAUACUGGGGUGACAUCGAGAAGUAUGCUCGUUACCUGUAUAAUGAAUUUACUCGGCAAGGCCUGAAGGAACGCGAUACCGUGGGUGUCUGGACCUCUGGAGCCAACUAUGUGGACAUCGUGCAUGUUUGGGCAGUUGCGAGAGCAGGAUUUGUCCCAUUGCUCAUCUCUAUACGCAUCCAGCAUCUGGGAGCACUUGAUCAACUGCUGAAAGGCGGAGAAGCAAAGGGGCUGCUGUAUAAUACCGCGGUUGCCAAGCCUGAGCUAGAUGUGGUUUCUAUACCUGCAGUAGAUAUCAAGACAUUGGAUACGACCGCGGGAGAAAAGCCUCUUCCUGAAAUUUGGUUUCCCUCAAACGAAGAUGAGAUUGUUAUGAAAUACCACUCAUCUGGAUCCUCUUCUGGAAUGCCAAAGGUGAUCCCGAUGACGGCUCGUUGGGUCGAUUUCCUUCUGGACAAGUUGGUCGAUGCCCUUGGGUCUGAUCCAAACAAGCAGGAAAACACUUCCGCCAAUGGCUCUGCCGUCCAUCUUGCGGGAGCGAUGACCAUCAUUGCUAGCCACUACCAAGGCCAGUGCAUUGUGAUCUGCAAAGAAAUCAGCAGCAGCCGCGAAGAACUCAAAGCCUUGAUAGAGGACCAUGGCCUGACCCGCAUCGUCCUGUUCUCCACAUUCUUGGCCAAGUUCAUUAUUCAGGCUCGCUCUGAUCCGGAACUCCUCAAGCUGCUUAAGAGCCUCAACAGAAUCAUCCAUGGAGGUGUGCCUCUGGAUGAAAAAUACGCAAAAGAAGCCCGUGAUCAGGGCAUCAAGCUGAGGGAUAUCUUUGGCAGCACUGAGAUCGGAGUGGCCAUGAUUUCCGGCGACGAGGGGCCAAACGAGGCGUAUUUGAGGCCUAUCGCGGGCACCAAGUACAAAUUCGUCCCUGUCAACGACGCAUCGAACGAGUCCCAAAAUGGCGCAAGCGCACCUAAACUGCUUGAGGUGAUUAUCACUGCUGAAUCUGGGGACUGCCCACACCCAUCGUACAGGAACAAGGAGACGGGUGACUUCCACACCGGGGACCUGGUUGAGGAGGUGGCCCCGGGUUACUACCUUUCAAGGGGUCGCAACGAUGAUUGGAUGAAGAUGCAGAAUGCAGCACUCUGCGAUACUCAGUCAAUCGAAGGAAAUGCCCUGGAGGUGGCCGGUAAAGAUCUCAUUGGCGCCGCUGUUUGCAUUGGCCUUAAGCGGCCGUCGCCAGUCCUGGUGGUUGAGCCUUUAGCUGAUGGGGAUGUCCCUUCGACUUUGACAAAGGAUGUCUUUGAAAGAAUCAAGCCCUUCCAUGAACGAAUGUAUGCGCAUGAAAGAAUCGACGACGCAAAAUUCAUCAUCGUUGCUCCCAAGGGUUCGCUCCCCAAGACUCCCAAGGGGAAUAUUCAAAGGAAACCCGUUGAGAAGACCUUUGAGAAGCAGCUCGACGAACUGUUUGGACAGACAAACCCUUAA
Messenger RNA from Clonostachys rhizophaga, 1617 nucleotides. The record is from the annotation of a GenBank genome assembly. NCBI's taxonomy places the organism in Eukaryota, Fungi, Ascomycota, Sordariomycetes, Hypocreales, Bionectriaceae.